AUGUCUGACAACCCUGAGAUAAAACCACAUGGUACGAGCAAAGAGGUUGUGGAAUCAGUUACUGACGCCACCUCAAAGGCUAUUGACAAACUGCAAGAAGAACUCAACAAGGAUGCCAGCGAGUCCGCCACGCCUGUAACCAAAGAAAAUACUGCCGCCGCUAAGGAAAGCAGGAAGUACAACUUCUUCAUUAGAACCGUCUGGACGUUUGUUAUGAUCAGUGGUUUCUUCAUCACCUUAGCAUCAGGUCAUGCAUGGUGUAUAGUACUGAUUUUGGGCUGCCAAAUUGCAACUUUCAAGGAGUGUAUCGCUGUAACAAGUGCAUCUGGACGUGAGAAGAAUUUGCCGCUAACAAAGACGUUGAACUGGUAUCUUCUUUUCACCACAAUUUACUAUCUAGAUGGGAGAUCCCUCUUCAAAUUCUUUCAAACUACUUUCUACGAGUAUCCUGUAUUGAACUUCAUCGUAACAAAUCACAAGUUUAUGUGUUAUUGUCUUUAUCUUUUGGGGUUUGUUUUAUUCGUUUGUAGUUUGAGAAAGGGGUUUUUGAAAUUUCAAUUCGGCUCAUUGUGUGUUACUCAUAUGGUUCUUCUUCUGGUGGUUUUCCAAGCUCACUUAAUUAUCAAGAAUGUUCUUAACGGGUUAUUCUGGUUCCUACUGCCUUGUGGAUUGGUCAUCGUCAAUGACAUCUUCGCCUACUUGUGCGGUAUAACAUUCGGCAAGACUAAGCUAAUAGAAAUUUCUCCUAAGAAAACUUUAGAAGGUUUUCUUGGUGCCUGGUUCUUCACUGCUUUGGCAAGCAUUAUAUUAACAAGAAUUCUAAGUCCAUAUUCUUACUUGACCUGCCCUGUGGAAGAUCUUCACACAAACUUCUUUUCCAACUUGACAUGUGAACUAAAUCCUGUCUUCCUUCCACAAGUCUAUAGGCUACCACCCAUUUUCUUUGAUAUAGCUCAAAUCAGUUCUAUCACAGUGAAACCAAUCUAUUUCCAUGCUUUAAACUUGGCUACGUUCGCAUCUUUAUUUGCACCAUUUGGAGGGUUUUUUGCAUCUGGUCUGAAGAGGACUUUUAAAGUUAAAGAUUUCGGUCACUCCAUCCCAGGUCAUGGUGGUAUCACAGACAGAGUCGACUGUCAAUUCAUAAUGGGUUCAUUUGCCAAUUUGUACUACGAAACCUUUAUCAGUGAACAUAGAAUAACAGUAGAUACUGUUCUAUCCACAAUUUUAAUGAAUUUGAACGAUAAGCAAAUUAUAGACUUGAUCGAUAUCUUGAUCAGAUUCUUAUCCAAAAAAGGUAUAAUAGCACCAAAGAAUUUUGAAGCGUUAGCUGAUAUCUUUAACGUUACUAAGAAAUCAUUGGCACAUCACUCCUGA
Messenger RNA from Saccharomyces kudriavzevii IFO 1802, 1374 nucleotides. It is a transcript of the gene CDS1, whose product is annotated as phosphatidate cytidylyltransferase. Lineage: Eukaryota; Fungi; Ascomycota; Saccharomycetes; Saccharomycetales; Saccharomycetaceae. The coding region runs from base 1 to 1374 and encodes 457 amino acids. Gene Ontology annotation, cellular component: endoplasmic reticulum membrane. Gene Ontology annotation, molecular function: phosphatidate cytidylyltransferase activity. The record is from RefSeq and is a predicted model, not a curated record. The transcript has a single exon.